GCAGGUUAAUUGUUCGUUAAGUUUUAAAUUUGCUCUGCAAAGCAAAUUAACGUGCGCCAGUUCGUAAUUUUCUCAGUCUUACAAUAUAUUUGUAACCGUAUGAAAUCUUGAGCAAUUAGUUAAGGAUUUACACUUCGACUGAUUUUUGAAAAUUAUUUGAUAAGCGAAUUUUCAAAUAUCACUCGGGGUGUAAAUCCUUCAAUAAUUGCCCUCGGCUAUGCUUUUAUCACGAAAUAACUUGCGCAAAUAUCUCGCCUGGUAGGGUAUUAUUUAAAAGGGUUGCAUUUAAAUAAUAAUACCUUAGGUUGUACCUUGGGAUUUGGUGAAGAUAAACAGUCCGGUAGGUGAAGAGGGCGCUAAAAUGGAAUCAGAAAUAACACAAAUCGAGCUAGACAGAACUGAUGAAGAGAAAGAAACUAACAAGGCGAUAAAAUCCAACAAAGUUGAACCCGAGAGUAGAGAGACGGCAUCUCGAGACCCAACUACAUCAGUUGCAAUAACAAAGACCUGGCGCGUGUUUGUUGGAUCUUCCACCCUUCACGGUCUUCAGUAUGUGUUCACCAGCCGAACGCUGGUACGUCGCAUUCUCUGGGCUCUGUUCCUUGUUGCCGCAAUUGUGUGGUUUUCGUUUCAGUCAUCCAAGCUUUUAAGAAAGUAUUUCAGUCAUCCUGUGACUACAAAAGUUUCGUUAGUGUACGAAGGUUCUCCGGAAUUUCCAGCGGUCAGUAUUUGUAACUUUAACCGAUUCAAAAGGUCUGUUAUUAUGGCAAAAGGGUACGACCAGCUUUUGAAUCAAUAUGAGAGGAAAGUAUUCGGAUUGAACACCGAAAAUUACACCGUAGACUUCGGUGAGCAUCAUAACUUUAACUUUACGGAAUUCGAUUGGCUUGCGGGGCAUCAAAUUAACGACACUUUACAGGGUUGUGUUUGGAGUGGAACGUUUUGUGAUUACAGGAAUUUCACGCCCGUACUGACUUCUAUGGGCCUUUGCCAUACCUUCAAUUCAGGUAGGUCUGCAAGCCGUAACUUCCUAGAUCAGUAUUCUGUUAGAAAUUGCAUGAAUUACAUAAAUGAAACGUUUCUUUAUUGGUUAGAUGGUCAGGCAAAAGUUAACAUCUACAGUGUAUUGUGUUUUGUGUACUGUCAAGGAAAAAUAGUGAACGAAACGACCAAACACAGAAAUGGGAAGGAUGGUGAGAGCAUAUUGAAAGUGAGGCAGGCUGGCUCGGCAUUUGGACUUCAGGUCACAUUAAACGUACAUCGACAAGAAUAUUAUGGUGUAACUUCGUCUCAAACAGGAUUCAAGAUUCUCAUUCAUCACCAGGGGACACCACCUAUGGUUUCUCAGCUUGGUUUUGCAGUGGGUCCCGGUACGAGCACAUUUGCCGCAAUACGUAAACAAAGGGUUCUCAACCUUCCUAACCCUUACGAGAGCAAUUGCUUUAACGAAACUUUCAGCAUUAUUCCCGGUUAUCCGAAAUACACAAUUCCUUCCUGCAUGUUGAUUUGCCAGACUAAGUUUGUGAUUGAAAAGUGUGGAUGCAGAGAAGCAGGAAUGCCUGAUUUAAACAAUACCAAAGUGUGUGAUAUCAACGAAGCAGCAGAUUGCUUAGUGAAAGAAAAAAAUAACUUUUACAUGCUGAAAGAUUACCAGUGCGACUGCCCAGUGCCAUGUGAUUCGAUAACUUUCAAGCCUGCCCUUUCCUACGCUGCUUUUCCGAGCAGCAGCCUUGUAUCAAGUGUGGUUAAAAACCUCUACCCGCCGAACUCACCGAUGAUAACACCAGAAGUCAUCAAAGGUGCAGAAGAAUAUAUGAGUCAGAACAAUGUACAACUCCAUAUAUACUUCCAAGAACUGAAUUACCAGCUUAUUCAAGAGAUACCAGCUUAUGAUUCAGAAAGUCUGUUAGGUGAAAUCGGUGGUCAAGUUGGCCUCUGUGUUGGCGCCAGUCUGCUAACGGUGCUAGAGUUCAUUGACGUCAUAUUUUCUAUGAUUAAAAUACGACUGGGAUUCAGGUGA
This is a messenger RNA of Orbicella faveolata, 2020 nucleotides long. Its product is annotated as acid-sensing ion channel 2-like. Gene Ontology annotation, biological process: sodium ion transmembrane transport. Gene Ontology annotation, molecular function: ligand-gated sodium channel activity. The record is from RefSeq and is a predicted model, not a curated record. Gene Ontology annotation, cellular component: plasma membrane. Lineage: Eukaryota; Metazoa; Cnidaria; Anthozoa; Scleractinia; Merulinidae.